Schizosaccharomyces osmophilus is the source of this 447-nucleotide messenger RNA. RefSeq names its product mitochondrial ribosomal protein subunit S13 (gene sws2). The coding region runs from base 1 to 447 and encodes 148 amino acids. The transcript has 2 exons. Gene Ontology annotation, biological process: translation. Gene Ontology annotation, molecular function: structural constituent of ribosome; RNA binding. The record is from RefSeq and is a predicted model, not a curated record. NCBI's taxonomy places the organism in Eukaryota, Fungi, Ascomycota, Schizosaccharomycetes, Schizosaccharomycetales, Schizosaccharomycetaceae. Gene Ontology annotation, cellular component: small ribosomal subunit; mitochondrion; ribosome.
AUGGUUUAUAUUUUAGGUGUGCCUAUCAAAGAUGAGCGGCCUGUAAAGUAUGCUCUGUUAGGUUUCUACGGAAUUGGAAGAGCCGUUGCAGACAACAUUUGUGCCAAGCUUUCGUUUCACGAUACUUUGAAAGUGAAAGAGCUUACGGAUGGUCAACUGACUGGUCUCUCACAAUUGCUAUCCAAUAUGACCAUUGAAGGAGACUUGAAGCGACAAAGAGAUGCUAAUAUUUCUCGAUUCUAUACUAUUCGCUCUUAUCGAGGUUUGCGACAUGCUGCUGGAUUGCCGGUGCAUGGUCAAAAUACAAGGACGAACGCAAAAACCGCAAAGAAGCUAAACCGCCUUCAAAGACGAACUUACAGCACUAGUCCUGUAGGAACUUUGGGUUGGAGUCGUGUACUGCCAACUGCUGUUUCAAUUCUUCAGAAAAUUAAACAUAUUCAUUAG